Messenger RNA from Penicillium subrubescens, 675 nucleotides. RefSeq lists its product as uncharacterized. NCBI's taxonomy places the organism in Eukaryota, Fungi, Ascomycota, Eurotiomycetes, Eurotiales, Aspergillaceae. The record is from RefSeq and is a predicted model, not a curated record. Bases 1 to 675 code for a protein of 224 amino acids. Gene Ontology annotation, molecular function: ATP binding; ATP hydrolysis activity. The transcript has 2 exons.
AUGGUCCUCGAGCGGAAGCCAGAGUUCAGGGAGAUUCUCAACGAGUAUCUGAAUACCAACGAGCUUGAUGCGCCUUACCUUUUCAUUAACCAUUGCCGCAACGACAUGGAGAAUAUCCGAUCACGUCUUGCCCCUGAGGCUUCAAAGCAGCUGGGACCUCUAUUGGGCUAUGUGAUAGAUAAGUUUGGGGAUGAGUAUCAAGGGGACCGGAAAGACUCUUACCGCCGAGGGAGUCGCAGAGAUCGCCAAAAACCUCUUUACCGUGUAACCUGUGGAGAUGUGGGCACCAAGGCAGAGGAUGUUGAAAAAUAUCUCGAUUCUGUCCUGCAUCUCGGACGCAUCUGGGACUGUGUCGUUCUCCUGGAUGAAGCCGAUGUUUUCCUCGAACAACGAAGCCUCGAAGAUCUCCAGCGCAACGCGCUUGUCUCAGUCUUCCUGCGCGUGCUUGAGUACUACGAGGGAAUCCUUAUCUUGACGAGUAAUCGGGUUGGGACAUUUGACGAAGCCUUUAUCUCUCGAAUUCAGCAUGCCCUACAUUACCCUGAUCUGGUGCCCCGGCAAAGACGUCAGAUCUGGCAAAUUUUCGUUGAAAGAUUCGAGAACCUCGAUGUCGAUGAAGAUAUCGACUUCGCCAAUGUACGCGAGAAUCUGGAUGUUCUUAAGCAGGAAAACUGA